Helianthus annuus (common sunflower) is the source of this 1078-nucleotide messenger RNA. RefSeq names its product tropinone reductase homolog At5g06060. The record is from RefSeq and is a predicted model, not a curated record. Gene Ontology annotation, molecular function: oxidoreductase activity. NCBI's taxonomy places the organism in Eukaryota, Viridiplantae, Streptophyta, Magnoliopsida, Asterales, Asteraceae. The transcript is spliced from 5 exons. Bases 141 to 950 code for a protein of 269 amino acids.
CAUAACAUGGAGACCACAGCGGCAACGGUGGACAGCGGUUCCAUAACUUUUUUUUUUUUUAACAGCAAACAUCUUUUAUUCAGUGCUGUUUUUAGAACUUGAACUCAAGACAUCCCUGUUUAAAGCUUUUGUAUUUGUCAAUGGACCACCACCCCAUUGGUAGCGGUUCCAUAACUAAAAGUUCCAGAUGGUCUCUAGCUGGAAUGACUGCUCUAGUAACCGGGGGUACACGUGGUAUCGGCUACGCCGUGGUGGAGGAACUGGUAGAGUUAGGCGCGGUUGUACACACUUGCUCUCGCAAUGAAGCCGAACUUAAUCAACGCUUACAGGAAUGGUCCGCCAAAGGGUACGCCGUCGCAGGAUCCGUCUGCGAUGCAUCUUCUCAUACGCAACGCCAACAACUUCUAGAAAAAGUUUCCUCUAUUUUCAAUGGAAAGCUCAACAUUUUAAUAAACAAUGUUGGGACAAACAUAAAGAAACCAACUAUGGAGUACACAGCUGAAGAAUAUUCCAUGAUCAUGUCUACCAAUUUGGAAUCUUCUUACCAUAUAUGUCAACUCGCACAUCCUCUUCUAAAGGCUUCCACUCUUGCGAGCAUCGUCUUCAUUUCCUCGGUUGCAGGUCUUAUUCACAUGUCUUCUGGGUCUAUAUACGGAGCCACUAAAGGUGCGAUGAAUCAGCUUGCAAAGAAUUUAGCUUGUGAAUGGGCGAACGACAAUAUUCGGGUUAAUAGUGUAGCACCGUGGUAUAUCAAAACCUCGCUUGUCGAACAUGUGCUCAGUGAUAAACACUUUUUGGAUAAAGUGGCGUCCAGAACACCGCUGAAGCGACCUGGAGAAGCAAAUGAAGUUUCAUCAAUGGUUGCAUUCCUUUGCCUACCGGCUGCCUCUUACAUCACGGGUCAAACAAUUGCCGUUGAUGGAGGUUUUUCGGUUAACGGCUUUCCAUGAGUAAUUGCAACUUCAAGUUUCCCUGCUUACUUUUGUGUUUGUGUGGACUGCCUUUGUUAAUCAUGUUUUCUUGUGUAAGAUCAUAAUGAAUGUUUCUGGCAUAAGAAUUGUGUGUCCUUGUUUGAAUU